Colossoma macropomum (tambaqui) is the source of this 1268-nucleotide messenger RNA. Its product is annotated as complement C1q-like protein 3. The record is from RefSeq and is a predicted model, not a curated record. Lineage: Eukaryota; Metazoa; Chordata; Actinopteri; Characiformes; Serrasalmidae. The coding region runs from base 81 to 668 and encodes 195 amino acids. Gene Ontology annotation, molecular function: protein binding. The transcript is spliced from 3 exons.
UUAAAAGGACCCUCCUGUUCAUCAGACCAACAGAAAGAAGUCAGUCUUGGUGUGGUAAUCGUACCAGCAGAAUUCUAAUCAUGAGGUUGGUUCUGUAUUUUGUCUCAUUGUGGAUCUCUGCAUGGAGCACACAGGCUCAGGACCUCAUGACACCAACUAUAGACAUUCUUGGGGAGCUGGUGAAACUCAGGAACAUGGAGGAAAAGCUAAAAGCCAUGGAGAACGAAAUACAGGAGCUCAGGAGAGAGAAAGCAGAGAAAAAGGUUGCCUUUUCUGCAUCACUGUUGGCCUCUGGAGAGGGACACACUGGACCCAUGAGCCCUGUGCCGUCACCACUGAUCUACAAAAAAGUCUUCAGCAACUACGGAAACGGCUACGACUCAAAUACAGGGAUUUUCACUGCUCCGAUUAAAGGAGUUUACUUUUUCAGGUUUUACGCUCACUGUCAGGGUGGCAGGAAAAUGGCUGUCAGCCUGUACAAAAAUGAUAAGCUGCAGUGCUCUGUGUAUCAUUGGAAGGUUGUGUUCAACACCAACGCCAGCAAUGGGAUUGUUCUGACUCUGGAGAAGGAAGAUCAGGUCUACACCAAGCUCUGGGAGGACAGCUGGGUGUACGAUGAUCCAGCUGGCUACACAAGUUUCAGUGGAUUUUUGCUUUUCUCUCUUUAAUUGUAAACCUGAAAUUCUGAAACGUCAUAGAUUCAGCAUUUACAUCGUAUGACAGCAUUUACAUUACGCCUUAAUUUGUGGGUGUGGGUUAUAUGGCAGGGCUUACAAGCAAAAAAAAAGAAUUGAAUCAUAAAGGGAAUGUAUUUCUCAGAACCUGGUAAUAAAGUCUGUAGGUGUACAGUUACAGACUGUAGUCCAUCUGUCGCUGUACAGUUUGUUUCGCCCAUGCAUCAUUGGUCAGUUUCUCACCACAGGUCUGCUGUUGUUCAAAUAUUAUUUGGCUGGUGGUCCAUUCUCAGCCCAGGAGUGGUCAGAGACCACUGAAGAGCAUUACUUACACAAACUGUACCAGCAAGGUGGAGGCGUUUCUGAUAAAGUGGCCAGGGAGCGUGAUAAAGAAAGUCUUGUAUGUGCUUUGCUCUUUCAGUAAAUGUAAUGUUAGAUAACCUGCAUGUGGUGUGAGAUUCAGGGAAUUAACUUUUACUUACACAAGAUUAAACAAACUAAUAUUAAAUAUUAAACACUAAAUAUGUAUUUUUCUGAUUGAUUUUACACAACAUGACUACUAUACACAUAAUAAAACGGACUGCUUCAUUAAAA